This is a messenger RNA of Dendronephthya gigantea, 1424 nucleotides long. RefSeq lists its product as uncharacterized. The coding region runs from base 433 to 1164 and encodes 243 amino acids. The record is from RefSeq and is a predicted model, not a curated record. The transcript has a single exon. Lineage: Eukaryota; Metazoa; Cnidaria; Anthozoa; Malacalcyonacea; Nephtheidae.
AAAGUGUUAUACCUGUAACCUUGGUAAUGCUAUUUUGAUAGUAACACAUUCCAAACACCGCAGGAUAAGUUAUCAUAUAUUUCAUCAUUUUCAUCUUAUAUACGGCUAAUUUAGAGGAAACACAACGAUUUCAAGGUAGUUUUCGUGAGCAUUGCAAGAUUACGAUUGUUAAUCUGUGCACAGUAUCGCGUCGGGACAGAUUAUACAACAGUAAUUAGUGGAUAAAGUGGAAAUAUUUAAUAUUUCAUGUUUACUAGAAGACUUUGGCAGAUUCUACAAGGAAUUGUGAAAAAAAUUCACUUGAAGAAGAGAGUUUAAAUCGCGAUAUUUUUUCCAAAGUUUCAACAGAAUUGAGGAGAUAAACUAGGACUCUUGGAAGGGAUUGAAUUGGAUUUGACGUAUUAUUAACGAGAGAACGUCAUUAACUUCAUUAUGGGGACGAACUUGGGCCAAGAAAGGGAAGACCUCGCGAAAGCUAAAAGAGAUUUAUUGAUGCGAUUUAUAAAAGACCAGGAACAACUUCAAACAAGACAAGUUGCUUCAAUAUCGAGUAACAACGAUGAAACGUUUGAUAUACUCGAUGGCCUGACAACCGCUGAGGAUAACACAAACAUAAAAGGCGGCAUUAGGCCGAAGAAGUUAACUCAUAAACGAAAUGAACAAAGCAAGGCAGACGAGAAGCAAAAUAUACCAAGAAGUCAAACUUGUAUUCCCAACUUCAGAGUACAUCAAAGAGAACAUUCUUUUGCGGAGUUGAAAGAAGAGAAACUCCAUUCUCGAUUAAAGAGUGGUAAAAAAUUACAAGACAGGACGAAUCCCAUUGAAAGACCAGCAUCGGAGGCUUCCCUACGAAGACUGAGAUCAGCUCCGUCUUUCUCAGGUAGACAAUCCAGGACCGUAUUAAGGUCAGGAGAUAUUGAGGUUAAGGCUAGGAAAGUGCCUUCGCUUAGUAUUGUUGUUCCAAAUCAGGCUGGAGACGUUGAUAAAAAAACAAAACAACGAUCAUCGUUAACCUGCGCUCAGGUACGUUCACGAGGUGCUGUUGGAAUUUCAGCUGUGGAUGUUGAACUGUUUGAUAAACGCGCAGUCCCCACUCUACCUUAUGCUAUGUUUCAUCUACCACCUAUCACCUCAGAAACGGCACCAUCUCCCCCCUCAACAUAACGUUACGAAGCCAUUCAAUCAUAAUCCUAUCUUCAUGAAUCAUCAUGCACUAUGGAUAAAAACAAUGAAUGUUUUAGACUUGAACUGAGCCAAGUCUUUUGCAUGAAGUUCUAAAAAUUAACCUAGCUAUAGUGUUAUAAAAAAUCAACAAUGAUAGUAAAAAUUUUAACCACUCUCGUGUGUUUAAUGUGUAAUGUUCCAUAUUUUCAUAUUUAUCACAUGCAAAACAACAGGUUUACGUGCAAGGACAAGGUUAGCCA